CGCGCUUGACGGCGGGGGCGCCGCGAAAGGCCCGUGAAGGACGGCGGCGGGCCCGUGAAGGGGGAGGAGGCGCGACAGCGGCCGUGUCGCGACAGCAGCGCAGCCAUGCCGUUCUGGGGCCUGCAGAAGCAGCUGGGCAUCGAUGUGGACAGCUUCCUGCUGCGGCAGAGCAUGCCGCAGCCGCACGGCCUGGCCGCGGUGUGCCACGCCUUCGAGCGCGAGUGGGUGGAGUGCGGGCACGGGCUGGGCCAGACCCGCGCCCGGCGCGAGUGUCAGCUCGAGUACGAGGAUUUCAUGGAGUGCAUGAAGCGCACCAAGCUGACUCAGCGGCUCCGGACCAUCCUGGAGCAGCGGGACAGGAUGAUCAAGCAGGGGAAGUACACACCCCCCGAGCACCACAUGGGCAAGGAAGAGCCCAGGCCCUGAUUGCCUCUGGAAUCCCUCCUGGAAGAAAAAAGAAAAAUUCCUCUUGGAAGAAAAAUUCCCCUUGGAAGAAAACCCCCAGAGCGCGGGGCAGGGGCCCUGCUGUGGCUGGAGGGGAGCAGCCUCAGGCUGGGCAUUGCUGGGGCAGUAAAUAUCCCUUUGGAAUGUC
Molecule: messenger RNA, 592 nt
Organism: Melospiza georgiana
Lineage: Eukaryota; Metazoa; Chordata; Aves; Passeriformes; Passerellidae
Gene: NDUFS5
Product: NADH:ubiquinone oxidoreductase subunit S5
Exons: 2
Coding region: 106-426 (106 amino acids)
Biological process (GO): mitochondrial respiratory chain complex I assembly
Source: RefSeq, a predicted model, not a curated record